AUAUUUGAAAAUAGCAAAAUAGUUGUUUAAAAAUAGCUAAAUGGAAAUAGCUGGUUAGACAUUUGAUUAAGCACAUGCAGAUGUUAACAGUUUGGUAAAGUUCACACCUUGGGGUUGAUUACACGGGAAUAUUAAAUGUUAAAUGGCAUCUCAUGCAGAAAUGCUGAUGCAGCAUGUUGCUCUGUGUUAUAGCUGGGAUGGCAUACUCUAUCAAAAGAACAAGUUGCUUGUGUAAUGACUUCCUCUCUCUAUUAUGUGUGUGUGUGUGUGUGUGUGUGUGUGUGUGUGUGUGUGUGUGUGAGGCUGAACUUCUCGAGUGCGGAUUUGCUGGUCGAGCGCAUGCCUCCCUCUGCCUGGCUCCUUAUAGUGCCGGGCGGGAGGCAGGAAUUCUGACCGAGUGGUACGGACAUCGCCGCCGGAGACCACAAACACGAAGCUCUCCCUUUAAACAAGGUCUCAUGAUCUCAUGAUCGACAACUCUUUCAAUCAGUUGUCCUUGCGUGGAGGAUCAGGGCGAACGCACUUAAAGCAAAGCGCGUGAGUGACAGUGACAGUGACAGUGAUAGUGGAGCUGAACAUCAGGAGCAGCGGACACUCAAGGAAUCCAGAGGACGAGCCUGCAGAUUUUGACCUGUUGAUCAUGCAUCAGCUGUCUGUGACUUCCCUGAUCCUCUGUCUGUGGCUGCUGGAGCGCUGUCAUGGCAACAGUAGCUUGGGCAACAGCCUCAAUGAUCUACACACACAGUUUGGCGUCAGUCUCUACCAAACACUCACAGAGACAGAAAACAACUCCAACCUGAUCGUGUCUCCAGCCAGUGUCUCGUUGUGUCUGGGUCUUCUGCAGCUGGGUGCCAGGGGAAACACUCUAGCACAACUUGAGGGAACUCUGGGAUACGACGUGAAUGAUGCUCGAGUGCAGGACAUUCUGUCUCGGCCACAAGGAGACCUGGGUAAUUCCAGUGAGGGGGUGCGGCUUCAGCUUGCCAAUGCCUUAUUUGUCCAGAGUGGUGUGAAACUCCUGCCAGAAUUUACCCAGCAUGCCUUGGGAUGGGGUAACAGUAGUCUACUGAGUGUAAACUUCAGUAAUCCAAACCACACUCAUAGUCGGCUACAGCAAUGGGCACGUUCCCAGAGUAAAGCUGAUGACCAUCUCCAGACAAGAGAGGAGCAGCUUCAGUCCAGUGAGGCCCAGGAAGAGGCCUCCAGGCAAGACAGUUUACUGCAUAUGGCUCUUCUGAGCACAGUGGUGUUUCAAGGUGCCUGGCAGAAACAAUUCCUCUUCACUGACACUCAGAACUUGCCCUUCAGCCUCUCAGAUGGCAGAACAGUCAAAGUCCCGAUGAUGUACCAGUCAACCGAAGUCAAUAUUGGGCAUUUCCGCCUGCCUUCAGAGCAGGAGUACACGGUGCUGGAGCUUCCGUACCUGGAUCGCUCACUCAGGCUACUGGUGGCCUUACCUAGUGACCGGAAAACCCCUCUGUCCCAGCUGGAAAAGCAGCUCACGGCCCGUGCUGUGGGACUGUGGGAUACUGGAUUAAGACGCACUAAGAUGGAUAUAUUUCUGCCCAGGUUUAAGAUGCAGAGCAGGUUCAAUCUGAAGCCUGUUUUACAGUCUCUCGGUAUCUCUGAUGUCUUCAGUCCCUCAGCUGCUGAUUUUAGAGGCAUCUCAGAUGGGGAAGGGCUUUUUGUAUCAGAGGCUUUCCAUGAGGCAAGAAUAGAAGUGACAGAGCAAGGGACAAAAGCAGCUUCAGCUACAGCAAUGGUGCUAUUGAAAAGAUCCCGUUCAGCAGUUUUUAAAGCAGAUCGACCAUUUCUCUUUAUCUUACGGCAGAUCAGUACAGGUUCAUUGCUGUUUAUAGGUCGAGUUCUAAAUCCAGCCGAGAUGUCUUGAGAUGAUACAUGCAAUCACAACUGCUUCAAAUGAUAAUCACACAUAGGUGGAUACAUUUGCAUGAUUUUGCCAACUUAACUCACCCCUCCUCCCUCAUGGGUGGGGGGUCAGAGGGAUAUCUGAGGACCGUUAGGAGGGUCCACUGAUGCUUCAGGAAGAGGGACGAGACUUUUGUACAUAUCUGUAAAUAAAAAAUUUAUUACA
Sinocyclocheilus grahami is the source of this 2095-nucleotide messenger RNA. RefSeq names its product serpin peptidase inhibitor, clade E (nexin, plasminogen activator inhibitor type 1), member 3 (gene serpine3). Gene Ontology annotation, molecular function: serine-type endopeptidase inhibitor activity. Gene Ontology annotation, biological process: negative regulation of endopeptidase activity. Bases 641 to 1891 code for a protein of 416 amino acids. NCBI's taxonomy places the organism in Eukaryota, Metazoa, Chordata, Actinopteri, Cypriniformes, Cyprinidae. The record is from RefSeq and is a predicted model, not a curated record. The transcript is spliced from 9 exons.